AUGCCCGAAUGGGCCCAACCACAAGUCGGUCUCUGUUUCGAUCCUUGGAAACUCACCCGAAAUACAGUCAGAAGUCAAGCCUGUCGAGUUACACAGUCAAAACGCGCUGGCCCGAACGACGACGACAGCCAUUCCCAUCGAGUCUUUCAGCCCUCUCGCUCAGAGCACGGCGCCUCCCCCACAGUUCUCCGAUUCCAGUUUUCCCGUAAAGGAAUGUCCUUGGUGGCCGCUCAGGUGUUCGGUUCUUCCGCAGUACGUCGCAGCUUCGAGUCCUGUAUCAGGAGCCUUCUCAAGCUUUGCCGCGCAUGGGAUUACUGCGGAUUUCGGGAGUGA
Neurospora tetrasperma FGSC 2508 is the source of this 333-nucleotide messenger RNA. RefSeq lists its product as uncharacterized. Bases 1 to 333 code for a protein of 110 amino acids. The transcript has 2 exons. Lineage: Eukaryota; Fungi; Ascomycota; Sordariomycetes; Sordariales; Sordariaceae. The record is from RefSeq and is a predicted model, not a curated record.